This is a messenger RNA of Schistocerca piceifrons (Central American locust), 774 nucleotides long. RefSeq lists its product as uncharacterized. NCBI's taxonomy places the organism in Eukaryota, Metazoa, Arthropoda, Insecta, Orthoptera, Acrididae. The transcript has 3 exons. Bases 1 to 774 code for a protein of 257 amino acids. The record is from RefSeq and is a predicted model, not a curated record.
AUGAAGUUAAGAUGCUCUGAGAAUCAAAUAGAUCCAGGUCGUGCAGCAGAAACAGCGGUGCAGAUUUGCGUUAUACCAGCGGCAAAAACUAAGAAGCUUGAACCCUCUGAAUUUAGUCUCUAUGCUGCAAAUGGUUCUGAAAUAAAAACUUACAGGUCAAAGCUGUUAACCAUUGAUUUAGGUCUUAAACGUAAGAUUGAAUGGUCAUUUAUAGUAGCAGAAGUAUCAAAAGGAAUAUCUGGAGCCGAUUUUCUUCAUCAUUUUGGUUUGUUCAAAGAUCUGAAAAAUCAAAAGCUUAUAGAUAACAUUACAAAGUUAAAAAUUUCUGGAGAGGUAACUGCUGUGGAUGCUAACGAUUCAGUAUGCUCACUCUAUACAAAAUGUCAGUAUUCAAAGAUGUUAGAGAAAUUUUCUGAGCUAACAAAACCAUCUAUAAUACCAAAGGUGUUAAGGCAUAAAGUACAGCAUUAUAUCACUACUUCUAGUGGUCCACCGGUGUAUAGUAAAGCUCGUAGGUUGGAUCCACAUAAAUUGCAAAUAGCUAAGAAAGAAUUUCAGUUUCUGCUGAAUAUUGGUAUUUUACGUCCAUUACAAUCACAAUGGGCUAGUCCACUUUACCUUGUUAUGAAAUCCAAUGGUCAGUGGCGAGUUUGUGAAGAUUAUCGCUCAUCAGAAUCUCCCAAACAACAUAUGAGCUUUAAACAAUUGAAUCAGUAUGGUCUAGUAAUAAAUAUUGCAAAAUCUGUAUUUGGAGUGCAAGAACUCACAUUCUAG